Molecule: messenger RNA, 5803 nt
Organism: Neolamprologus brichardi
Lineage: Eukaryota; Metazoa; Chordata; Actinopteri; Cichliformes; Cichlidae
Gene: gna11b
Product: guanine nucleotide binding protein (G protein), alpha 11b (Gq class)
Biological process (GO): adenylate cyclase-modulating G protein-coupled receptor signaling pathway
Cellular component (GO): cytoplasm; heterotrimeric G-protein complex
Molecular function (GO): G-protein beta/gamma-subunit complex binding; GTPase activator activity; GTPase activity
Source: RefSeq, a predicted model, not a curated record
AUGACUCUGGAGUCCAUGAUGGCUUGCUGCCUGAGCGAAGAGGCGAAGGAGUCGAAACGAAUCAAUGCAGAAAUUGACAAACAACUCCGCCGAGACAAGCGAGACUCCAGGAGAGAGCUGAAAUUACUGCUGCUCGGUACAGGAGAAAGUGGCAAGAGCACCUUCAUCAAGCAGAUGAGGAUCAUCCAUGGAGCUGGAUACUCUGAUGAAGAUAAAAGAGGCUUCAUUCGACUUGUUUACCAAAACAUCUUCACCUCCAUGCAGUCCAUGAUCCGCGCCACUGAGACCCUCAAGAUCCCCUACAAAUAUGAAGACAACCGGGCUAAUGCUAUGCUUGUGAAGGAGGUGGACAUUGAGAAGAUCAAUAGUUUUGAGCAACCAUACAUCACAGCUAUUAAAACCCUGUGGGCUGAUCCAGGAAUCCAGGAGGCCUACGACCGUCGCAGAGAAUACCAGCUCUCUGACUCCACAAAAUAUUAUCUUUCGGAUCUGGAUCGUAUUUCAGAUUCCAACUAUCUUCCCACACAGCAGGAUGUACUCAGGGUGCGCAUCCCCACUACAGGAAUCAUAGAGUACCCCUUCGACUUGCAAAGCAUCAUUUUCAGGAUGGUAGAUGUAGGGGGCCAGAGGUCAGAGAGGAGGAAGUGGAUUCACUGCUUUGAGAAUGUCACUUCCAUUAUGUUUCUUGUGGCGCUGAGUGAGUAUGAUCAGGUCCUGGUGGAGUCAGACAAUGAGAACCGCAUGGAAGAGAGUAAGGCUCUGUUCAGGACUAUCAUUACCUACCCCUGGUUUCAAAACUCCUCUGUCAUCCUCUUCCUUAAUAAGAAAGACCUGCUAGAGGAGAAGAUCACCUACUCGCACUUGGUGGACUACUUUCCCGAGUUUGAUGGUCCCCAGAGAGAUGCACAGGCGGCGCGGGAGUUCAUCCUCAAGAUGUUUGUGGACUUAAACCCAGACAGCGACAAGAUCAUCUAUUCUCACUUCACUUGUGCCACGGACACUGAGAACAUCCGCUUUGUGUUUGCAGCUGUCAAAGACACCAUCCUACAGCUCAAUCUCAAAGAGUACAACCUGGUGUGAGGGCUCAAAUGCGACGCACAUCUCCUCCCCCACUGCACAAAUGCACACCUCUUUAGGAAUGUGCCGUCAGCUCCACAUGCAUUACACAGCACAUCACUCCAGCUCACAUACACAAACACACACAGCCGCAGAUGUGCACGCAUGCACGCGCACACAAUCCCUCCCCCAACAGAACCGUUUUUUUUUUUUUUCUUCUUCUUCUUUCUCCCAGUACAGUGAACCCACAGAUCCUCCCACCUGCAGACGUUGCCCCUCUUCUUUCACCAAAGCCUCUUCCUCCUCCUCUCGGCAGCUUGCUGUGUUAGUCUUCAGUCCUCCCAAAGCUGCUCUGUGUGUGUGGGUGUGGAUUUGGCCCCGGCUGCUGGCUCUGGCACACAAACCGUUCACACGAGCUAUACAGUGACUGGAGGGGAUUUUGGUGUGUGUGUGUGUGUGUGUGUGUGUGUGUUUGUGUAUUGGGGGCAUCAUUGAUUAGAGAGGAUCUGUGUUUCGGUGAAUAGCGGCAUCAUACCCCCUGGCCCUUCGGAGUUUACCUUCAGCGGUGCGAGAGCAGAUCCUCCGUCGUCUCCUUUCCACGCUCCUGCCAGUGUGGAAUUAACAGAGUUCCAUAUUUUCUGACACCAUCCGAGGACCUGAGAGAUACUUCAGAGCGACUCGGUGGGGACGGGACUGAGGAUUCUGUCUCCAUCUUGCGUCUAUGAAUGUACCCACCAGUGUGAGCAUCGCAAUCAGAAAAAAUAGAAAAAAAAUAUAUUAUGAAGUAAAUGCAUAUGUAAACACUUAAAGGGGGGAGGGGGUCAGGGAGCAGGAGAUGGCUAAUCAAAAUCUGUUAAUUGCUGAGAUUUUUAAAAAAACACUUUUUAAUGUAUUUAACAAGUAUGAUUAAAUGGAGUGGUUGUAAGAAAAUUUUGCAAGGCGACAAAAAAAAAUUUAAAGAAGCAACCAGAAAUUUACUUGACAAUAGGUAUCGUUUUAAGAUCUUCUUUUUCUUUUUUAUGUUUAAGUUGAUCACAUGCUUCCCUCCUCCAGAUGUUAUCUAUAUGGAUUCACAGGAACAAUCUUCCAAAGUAUCAUCAGUGAAUCUGGCUCCACUGGUACACACCCAAUGCCCCAUUAUGAAACACUAAGUAGCGGGUGAGAGGACAGCUGCUUUCAAUGAGGCUCUGCUCUGAUUGGUGGAAGCGGAUGCGGAGGGGAGCUGAUGUCAUCAGUGUUCAGAGCACAUCUGCAGCUGCUGCGAGUAGCUUAAUUCCACAAAAACAAAAAAAGCUGCAGUGCCCGCACUCUAAGGCACGAGUAGAAUCCAUGCGGUAACAUCUGAUGACGUCACUCAGCCGUCCAAUCAGACACACUUCCUAUAACGGGAGGUGCUUCUGUUUACUUUCCUUAAUUUGUUUUGUUUUGUUUUUUUUAACUGUAUAGUCACUUUGUUUAUAAAAAGAAAAAAAAAGAUUGCUUAAUGUUGAGUGAUUUAGAGGAAGGGGUGGUUAUGAACCUUUCACAGAAAACACUCUAAAGUCUGCAAAUGUUUGUGUAUAUCUGUUUGUAAAUACAUAUACACAAAACACUCCUGUACAGAAACGCUCUGUGGUACACCAUCUUUGGCCAAAAAAAAAACAAACGUACAAAAAAAAGUAUUAGCAUACAUAUUUUUCUUUUGUGUUUUUCCUAUGAAUUUAUGGUAGUAUUGAUACUGUGAUUAUGGAUUUUUGUUCACUUGAUUAAUAGGACUACACGCAGCUGAUUGGUGUUUAGGAAACAAGCGGCAAGGGAGCAAGAAAGGGGGAUUUACUCCCAACCAGCCUCAGAACACCUCACUACUGCAUUAGCUCUGUCUCCAGAGUUAUUCUAACUAGGGCUGGUUUAAAAAAGAAUAUUCACAGUAUGGGGACAAGAUAAUUUUAAAAGUAAUUAAAGAUUUUUUUUUUUUUAUUUAUAUAAUUUAUGGACCAGGUUUGAAGGUGUUGAUAAUUUGACUGCUUUCGAUUUUGUUGAGUUUAAAGGCUCCUUUUUGGGUUUAGUUUUGUUUUUCCUCUCCUGGCGGAGCCUAACUUGAGUCUGAACUGCUGUAAAAAUGAAUGUCUGGUAUAGUAAGGAUCUUAUUUCUGCUUUCUCUUUCUUAUUGAGACAUUUCCAGUUGUACUUGCGAUGACAUCUCCAUUCAUGAUGAAACUGUUUUUCUUUAGGAGCCCUCACAUUUAAAUUUUUUUUUUUAAUUCAUAUUUUUCUCUGUUUAUAGAUGCAGUGCUGUAAUGAAUACCUAAGAAAAUGUACAGUAUGAACAUAGUUGGAUUUUUUUUUUUUUUUUUUUGGGGGGGGGCGUCUGGCUCUUGAGUAGUGCCAGUGAAGUAUGGAUAUACCUCCUUUUUUUUCCCUUCCAGUGUCUUUGACUUUUUCUACAGGUGACUUACCCUUCAUCCUCAUUAAGGGCUAUCACAGUGCAUAAGGCAUCAGACAGUGGGGAGUGGAGUACAGGACCACAGUGAACCAAGUCAUCCAAUACUAAUGUGUUUAUAAAUGGAGAUUACUUGCAGUAUGUGCUUUAAGAAGUAUAGGCAGGGUGUUUGUGUGUGUAGAGAGUUUACCACCACUAAGCAGUUUUCUUAAUGCAUUUAAGUAUCGGGCCCUACGGCCAACCUGAUCUUCACUACGUUUUGUUUGCAUUGGUAUCGCAGAGUUACCUGUGACGCCCUGUGCAGUAUAGAAACACUUAUCAGUAAAGACACUACUACCAGGACAAGUAUUGUGUGUUUUCCAGAGUAUUUGAGCUAUUGAGCUAUAGAUGAUAGCCAGGAAUUUCUUUUAGUGUGUGUGUGUGUGUGUGUGUGCAUAUUGUCCACAUUUAGAUGCUGAUUUUCUAGGCAGCCAUUACUGUCAGCUGAAGCUAGUAGAGGGGUCUGAUUUGCUCUGAAUUCGGCCUUUCUUUGCGUAGAAGUUGUUGCCGUGUGAUAGCUACCUCUUAAAUCAUGGACUUGGGCACAUAAACUUGGGCAACUUUUCCGCAUUGUCAGACUCGGCUGCGUUAUCACGUAAUUACAUAGACAACACUAAAUAUUCCCUGAGAAGUGGGACCUUUUUUUUUAAAGCCCCUUAACAUUUAAGUUUCUUGAAAUCCUCAUCCACUAUCCAAGAGCAGAGGUGUGUAGAAAUUUACAGUUUCUCUGAAGUGACUUGUUUGUUUUCUUUUCUUUCUUUCUUUCUUUUUUUCUUUUAAAUGAGCGGAAACCAAAGGCUACACAAGUCAGUAGUUCAACUUAAAAUGUAGGUAUGCUUCAAAAGUGCUAAGUGGUGAAAUAAUGUCUGAACAUUAAUGUAUACAUAUAUAUUUAAAGAAAAAAGAAAACACCAGUGUGGUUCUUAAUGGCCAUUUCUGUCUGCUGAAAAUGACCCUGCUUUUGUGGUGACAGCCAACUAUUUGGUCUGCUGUCUUAAGGAGGAAAUGAAGUGGGAUGACUAAAUCUGUAUAAAUCCCCAAGUAUUUAUCAGUAGUUGUGUUAUUAUUUACUGUGUGUGGAGUGCAGCUCACUUUAUUGGUGACGAAACAUUUCAAACUUGACUCUUCAACUCUGGCACAUGGCGAAGGGCCGCGUGGCUGUCGGUGUGGGUUUGUUAGCUUGUUAGCAGGCCAGCGUUGCACAGCAUGUUAUUUUUGUGACACAUUUUUGUCUCAACAUAUGAGCGGGAAAGGGGGAAGGCAGUUGUUAUGAUAAAUAAUUAUCCUGUCUUUAGCAUUAACUUGUUAAAACAAAAAAAGACUGUGUUUUCACUACAACACUUAUUUAUUGCCUUUCAUUGCCUUGACUAACAAGAGAUGGUAAACCUGGCCCUGUGCGGUUUUCCUUUUGCCACGUUUGGGCGAUCAGGGUUGUGUGGCGCCCCCUUCCCAUCGGCUCGUUGUUGGACUAAGGGGCAUCAAACGUAUCUUUUGGACAUCAGUGUGAAGUUGGUGCAUACUCAAAUGUUUCCCCCUCCCUUUUUUUUUUUUUCUUUUUUGGUGAUUUAUUUUUUUUUCUUCCUCUUUCUCUGUAUGAUAAGACAUUACCAGAACACUAUUUUAGGACCACUUGAUUUAAUUUCCCUCACUCCAGUGAAACCUGAAGGUCAAUUGUGUAGUGGUGUGUAUAAAAUGCUGUUUUGUUUUUUUUGUUUGUUUUUUUUCUUUCUCUCUUUAUUUUGUAUGUAAACCAAAUGUAAAUUAUGUAUUAUACUGAGUGUGCCAACCCCACUCUCUCUAGAGCCAGGCUCUCUCUCCAAGUGCCAACGCUGUGGUCAUUUAUCAAAAGGGCCACCACCCGAGAUGGUCCCCCUUUUUAAAUAAAACACACCAGAGACUAAUGACUCCAUGAUUUAAGUACACACGAAGACUUUAUUCUGUAUUUAAGAUCGAAGAUUUAGGAGAUAAUCUGCUGUUUUCUAAGAAACUGUAAUUAUAAUUGCAUGUGCUGUUUAUUUUGUGUUGGAAGUGAGGACUUGGAUGUUUUCACUGAAGCAGAGCCCUUUUACGAAGGGGUUUCAAUCAGUUGGUUAUUAUCAAUUUAUUGAUUUACAUAACUCUUGCCAUAUUUUUUUUUUUUUUAUGUGUUUCAUGUAUUUGUUUCAACCACUGUUGCCUGAUCCUCAUUCAAACAUGAACAUGACUUAUGAUCAUUGCCGCCUUCUAAGAGAGAAACAUAAUGACAAGGUAUCUGUUUUAAAUUGAAAUAAAUUUGUUCCUAUACUUGCU